Molecule: messenger RNA, 3757 nt
Organism: Alligator sinensis (Chinese alligator)
Lineage: Eukaryota; Metazoa; Chordata; Crocodylia; Alligatoridae
Exons: 8
Coding region: 1-2421 (806 amino acids)
Source: RefSeq, a predicted model, not a curated record
AUGGACUCCCAGUGCACACCGCACGCCCCCGAAGCAGUGAUCCAUGAACAUACUGUACUGCCUGCAGGAUGCUGGGCACUCUCCAGCCCCUUUGUGGUAUAUUAUUCUUGUGGUGCAGUGUUGGAAUCCAUGGAAAGAGGUCUGAUUUUAUCCCCGGGUUUUCCAAACAACUACUACCCAGGGACACAUUGCGUAUGGCAGUUUUUCAUCCCUGUGCAAACUCAUCUUAUCCUGGAAAUUUUUGAUUUUGAUAUAUUUGCGAGCUCAAGUGAAACUCCUGAGCCUUGGGAUGGCUUUACAUCUCCUCCUACAAGAAGAAAUAAGGAAAUGCCUUCCAGUGAAGAAAGCUUGGAUUUUCCCACCUCUCUUCCUACCACAAAAUCCUUUCUUCAGACCUGGAUGGCAAGGGUGACUCACAAUCUCAACAGCCCAGGACCUCAGUCAAAAUUCCUUGAUGGCCUCCAUAAUGAAUUCCCAGGAACCACCUUAAAAAAAGAUGAAGCCAAACAAGCAUCUGAAGAAAAACCGUUGAAACAAAUGGAAGAACCCAAAGAAAUAGCCAGGACUCAGCCAGGUGGACUGUCAUUCACUGUGGCUGGCAAUGCUGCAAUGCCAAGGCAAAAUAUCAGUGGCUUAGAAAUGAACAAAGAUUUGAAAGGGAAAAUACUGCUUGCUCACCUCACUGCAAGAGAGAGAGACCAGGUCACUGGAGAAAGCCAGACUCUUUCCACAACAGCUUUGCCAACAGAAAGCUCUUCCCCACAGCAGCCUUCAAUAGAUGUGUGUCCCCAUGAUGUCUUGUAUGUUUCUGACCUCAUCACAUUUUCCUCUCGCUUUUGUGGGACAAAUUCACCUUUAAACAAGACCAUGGUCUUCGGUUCUUCUCUGGAGAUGGUAGAGGUUAUUAUGGAGCUGAUCACCACCACAGACCGUGGGCGGGGCUUUGCAAUGCUCUUUGAAUACAAGAACAUCACUAAACCUAGCAGUGUAGAUGCUGGGAGGCAAGAAGGAAAGAAAAACAUGAUGAUGCUGACAGUAGUAAUGGGAAUUGUCAUUUUUGCACUCAUUCUUUUGUCCACCCUCUGCAUAACUUGCAGGCAGAAAAUGUGUCCCAAAAGGAGCCCUGCCAAUGUGCACAGUGACCAGGAGAAUGGGAUCCAGAACUCUGCUGUUGAUAUCAAUGAGCUCCAGCUUGUGGUGCCAAGUCGAGAGAAUGAAAACAACAACCACUCUGUCAGCUGGGAGCAAGUGGUCACUUCAUCUGGUGGCAGCACAGACCGCUCUCCUCAGCUGACUGACCCAGAUGUGCCUUCUUCCACAUCAGCAGUGACCACUGAAACUGGGAGCGAUGAAGUAUUUAUUAUUUCAGCUGGCCCUGGUCCCAGUGGGUUGAGUUUUACCACAUACAGAAUACAGGACAAAAAACUAAAGAGAAGUAUCACGAGUCCGGCCUCUGUGUCCAGUUGGCUGACUUCCGAUCACUUGGCCACAGGAGCAGGCACCGUCGACAAAGGGAACGUAGCAACAGAAAACCAUUAUUCAAGACAACGAACUUGGAGUGCCCGAACUUUUCAUGAUUUAUUGGCUCCAAUACCUCAAUUACAGAAAAAGUGGUGCAGUUGGAGCACUACCAGCCCCUUCAGCAAGCUGGUGGACAGCGGUGGUUUCUCUACAUCUUCAAGAAACCAGGGUGCAGCAACUAGAAAAGUAAUUUCUGACACUGAGGUAGAGAGCACCUCUGAGCCUGUUUACUCCGACUCAUCCACUAGUAAUGCAUCAUACCCACUAACCCAGUCUGCACAGAAGCAGCGGAAGCUGAGCUCCUGUAACUUGAAAAAAUCCAGGUUUGGGAACCCCUACUUUGGGUUUUUAACCAGCUCCCCUGAUUGCAAACAUGUGAGGUCCUUGGAUUCUUCAAGACACUUGGGGGCCAUAUCUUCAAUUGACAGCCAAAGCCAGAGCCCAAAAAACUGUCUUGUAGGCUCCUUCCCUCUGAAAAGCAGUUUGGUCAGUGGCUCAAAGACCAAGGAGUUCUCAUUAGAAAAAGACAAAGCCAAUCACACCUUGGUUAUUUCUGAAGAAGGGGAUGAUCAGCAACCUUUGGUCCUAGCAGAGCACCUGAGUCAAUGUGGAGAGGCUCUGCCUGAGCAAACUGUCACGUGUGCUCCAGUGAAGAGUAGGCUGGAUAAAUCAUCUGUGGUUCUGACUGUGAAGGGAGAUGGGCCUGUUAGGCAUCCCAACUUCAUAUCUGAUGUGCCUCUUUGGGGACAGUCUCCUGGCUUAGGCAAGGAACAUUUGAGGACCUGUAGCUCUUCUAGAGACCAGCAUAGAUCACCUAUUGCAGGCACCGGUACCACUAAAUCAUCACAAAAGAGUGACACUGUGGAUGCUCGUACAUCAAGUCAAAUGUCAGUUCAGUGAUGCUUUCAGCCUUAACCCGAGCGAUUAAAAGCAUCAGGGUGCAAGAACAGAUGCACUAAGCUGUUACCUUCUGUGGUGGAACAGUCAGGCCUGUGGGGAGUAGCAACUUUGCUUAAUUUGUUUCUCCUCCCUAUCAGCAAGAGUAGACUUAUGGGUAUAAACUGACAGCAGUGUGUGAAAGUCAUAUUCAUCAUGUUCACCUGGGCUUAAUGAGUGUAACAAAGUCCUAGCCCUAGUUCCAUUCUUCUGGCAUAGAAUUUUGAUUGCAGUUUAUGGAAGAGUGAUGAAAUGACUCCCAUAAACAGGUUUUAAUAACUGAAUAACCAUCAUCUGCCAGUAGGGUAAAGGAAAAAGUUGAUUUACAACUUUGGCUUGUGGCGUGAAAUGGAAACCAGUCCUCAGGGUCUUUGUGAUAUUGCUUUUUGUAUUUUUUUGGCUACAAGGUAUGAGCCAAAUUUUGCUCUCAAGCAUAUCUGCACAAUUCAAGUUACACCUGGCUAGCUAGCCAAGGGUAGAAUUUGAACUUGCAUGUUUAUGGAUUAAAAAAAAAGAAUCAUGUUAACUUCUUUUAAGCCAUGUUUCUAUAGCUGGUGACUUUCACUUGGACACAAAGCCUAAUUAUCAACUUUUCUGGUUAUUAAAGGACAUCUAGACCUUCAUACACCAUAGUAGUAAAAGCAAAGUGUUGGCACUCUUUGAUGUCAUCCAAACUAACACAAGCUCCAACAUUCAGUAGCAUGGCAUGCUUUCUACCUUCUUUGUUUUGUUAUUUUUAGCAGACACAAAUUUUAAGGGAUCAUUACAUUCUUUUUAAGCAAUUCUUCAUGGCAACAGGAGUAUGUAUACAAAGGUAACAAAAUAUUUACUAGGAAUAAAGUUAUCAGCAUCUGUUUCUUGAUAGUUGCAGCUGCCGCUCUUUAUGAUACUGUAUUAACCAACUAUUUAUUGCUAGUAACGCACAUUGACUGGAGAACUGUUUCCCUUCCUUCAGCAGGCAAGACUUAAAAACUAAGUGGGGAAGACUUCAGAAUGCUCUCUGUAGAAAUGAACUCCUAAGUAGCUGUGCCACUCUGAUUAAAGCCAAGGUUUGCAAUGCAAGACUGAACCAAAGGGAAGUCUGCUAAUCCGAUUGCCUUUAAUAACUGUAUCAGUAUUUUAAUCGCCUCCCAAUGAUAUUUUACUGUUUCAGCAAGAAGUACAUGCAUACGCAAGCUACAACACGAAUGAUCUGGCUUUCCUAAAUUUAAGGAAUCUUUUUGUGGACUGCUUUAAACUGAUAAAAGGCUCCAAAUACUCCAUAAAACAGGUGCAAGAAUGGGGAGGGGGGGGGGGGGGG